GAGCCCCCAGACGGUUACGUCCAACGACAGCGUGCAAGAUCUACGCACGGCCAGCAUGAAGAGGGGGUGCAAGGAGGAGAGGCACUUGACCUGGAGGGGCAAGGGCCGGCGCAUCUUGUUGUCUAUGGAGUUCCAGGCUUUCAUGACCAUCGUCAUUCUCGUAGACGUUGGUGCCUUCGUGGUCGAGGAAAUCAGACUGAGGGAAGGUCACCAAAGCCUCGAUGGGAUUCUCUUCAUCAAUAUUAUCACCCUGAGCUUGUACUCCAUGGAAAUUGUUGCCAAGCUGGCAUGCUUCGGUCUGCGCGGAUUUUGCCGGGACGUGUGGAACAUCUUCGACCUGAUCAUCGUGGUCCUCUCCGCAAUGCUCUUCUCGGGGCCUGGAGGCGCCGUGGUCGCCGCAAGGCUGACCAAAGUCGCCUUCCGGUUUGCCAAGGGCCUCGCGAAGACGUUGCGGGUUUUCCUGCGCCUCAAGCCAAUGAGCCAGGCGGCCAAGUCCAAGGUGUCGAAAAAUAAGAUGCGGUACGUCGACAUGGAGAACAACUUCGACCUGGACCUCACCUAUCUCGUGACCGCGAUCUGA
Molecule: messenger RNA, 580 nt
Organism: Prorocentrum cordatum
Lineage: Eukaryota; Dinophyceae; Prorocentrales; Prorocentraceae
Source: the annotation of a GenBank genome assembly